Molecule: messenger RNA, 1013 nt
Organism: Exaiptasia diaphana
Lineage: Eukaryota; Metazoa; Cnidaria; Anthozoa; Actiniaria; Aiptasiidae
Product: adhesion G-protein coupled receptor G2
Exons: 2
Coding region: 2-673 (223 amino acids)
Biological process (GO): cell surface receptor signaling pathway; adenylate cyclase-activating G protein-coupled receptor signaling pathway
Cellular component (GO): membrane
Molecular function (GO): G protein-coupled receptor activity
Source: RefSeq, a predicted model, not a curated record
GAUGGGUAUCGAGGCAUAUAAUCUGUACCUGGGGAUUGUUAAAGUCUUGGGUACAUUUCAUAAUCGAUUCAUGWUGAAGGCUGCGUUAGUGGGCUGGGGUGUACCACUCCUUAUUGUACUCGCUACAGUCAUCUCUGCAGUCGUSGAKUACAAUGAAGACAUCAACGCAAAGAAAACAUUUAAAUAUGGCARUGUGCAUGCGUGCGUCCUCCAUAGCUAUGUGUACAACAUUAUUGCCUGGUUUGUUCCAAUCCUUUCUAUACUUCUCUUCAACGUUGUUGUCUUCAUUAGAGUCCUGCAUCAYCUGACAAACUCAMUGACAGCUACUUACAAUAAACACGCUUAUAACACUAAGAAACAGUGUUGGACRGCCCUUGCCAUCAUGUGUCUACUGGGUCUAACRUGGCUGUUUGGUGCUCUAGCWAUCUCUGAUGCAAGAAUCGUCUUUGAGUAYYUGUUCUGUAUUUUCAACUCGUUACAAGGYUUCUUCAUCUUYUUCUUUCACUGCGYCAGAAUCAAAGAAGUGAGAAGCCAGUGGAGUGUGYUCGUCAGUGGACUGGGAUUUAGUCGGAGAGACGAGUCGACMGARGGACGCCAUCCACGRCAUYGYAGCGUUAGUCCAAUGGAAAAGUUAAAAAGUGGUAAAAAAGAGGAGAGAAAUACGCCAUGUUGAACURAAACUUCAGCCUCCACUGAACAGAAAUGAAUGGAAACAAUUAUAAUUGACGUAUUAUAGCGACGAGAUGGCUGGAGGGGGGAGGGUGUGGARGYCUUAUGGRCCUACUGGCGCGAGGAGUCUAGAUGAUGAUUAUUGCGAUAACAUUWCAAUCUUCUUGCAUUAUUCAUAUCGACUGGUUUACCGCAGCUAUACGAUGAUAUCAUAGCAAUGGUAUUGCAUCCUUUACAAACUUCUAUUGAUGAAGAUAACGACAAUAUUACAAKAAAAACAAAAUGUAAUAUACUUAAUUGAUAAUACUCAAGUUAGGYCCUCGUAAUCUACCAAUAUGAUCUAC